CGUAAUCAAAGCGAGCCUCGAUACGCGCUUCACAAAAACUCCCCCGAGCUUCGACACAUCAGUACUGUUACGUUCAUUAAAAAAUAUUGAAGUUUAAAUCUGAGGAAGAUGCAGGAUGAUGCACGUUAUCUCAAACGCAAAGUGACUGUGGGCGGUUUGGACGUCCAUCCCACAGAGAAGGCCCUUGUAGUCCACUAUGAGGUGGAGGCAUCUAUCCUUGGAGAGAGUGGAGGACAUAUGCUUGGAGAACGCAAGGAGGGACAAAAAAUUAUCCGCAUGAAAAGUCUUUCUCCUAGUACAGAUGUGGGAGCUUUGGCAAAGAAAGUGCUGGAGGAGUGUAAGAUGAUCCCUGCUUCCCGUCUGCCCCAGGUGGAGCAGCUCCUGUACUACUUGCAGAACAGGAAAUCAUCCCCAGUGGAGAGCAAGGUGGAAAAAAAAGAAAAAAGAACAGUUAAGCCCAAAGAAUUGACACCAUUUGAAGGCAUAGAGUUAAAUGAGGAGGCCAGUAUAACUAGAGUGGAUGAGUAUAUUGAACUGCUCUAUGAAGGGAUUCCAGAGAAGAUCAGAGGCUCAGCUCUCAUCCUGCAGCUUGCCCGUAACCCUGAUAACCUGGAGGAGCUACUGCACAAUGAGACAGCUCUUGGUGCUUUGGCCAGAGUACUUAGGGAGGAUUGGAAGCAGAGUGUAGAUCUAGCCACCAUCAUCAUUUAUAUAUUCUUCUGCUUCUCCAGUUUCUCCCAGUUUCACGGGGUGGUGAGUCAUUAUAAAAUAGGCGCCCUGUGUAUGAGUGUGGUGGAACAUGAAUUGAAGAGAUACGACGCGUGGCGUGAGGAGCUACGCAAGAAAAACAAGGCCUGUGAGUCCGCACCAGAGAAUGGCUCCCUGAGACGAGACCAGGAUAAGGCUCUCAGAAAAUACCAUGGCCUUUUGGCUAAGCAGGAACAGCUGCUCAGAGUGUCUCUUUACCUCUUGCUGAACCUUGCUGAGGAUACGAGGACAGAACUGAAGAUGAGGAAUAAAAACAUUGUUGGCUUGUUGGUCAAAGUUCUUGAACGUGAUGAUGAGGAGCUGCUUGUCCUGGUGGUUUCUUUCCUUAAAAAACUCUCCAUCUUUCUUGAGAAUAAGAAUGACAUGGCUGAGGUGGAUACAGUGGAGCGGUUGGCUCGCCUGGUUCCCUGUAAACAUGAAGACUUAUUAAACUUGACUCUACGUUUGCUGCUCAACCUCUCCUUUGACUCUGGACUUAGAGCCAAGAUGGUAGAAGUUGGCCUGUUACCUAAACUCACUGCCCUGUUAGGGGAUGAGAACAACCGACAGAUGGCAAUGCGUAUCCUGUACCACAUCAGCAUGGAUGACCGGUUCAAGGGCAUGUUUGUUUACACUGACUGCAUACCACAGCUAAUGCAAAUGCUGUAUGAGCAUGGCGAGGAGGAAAUUGAAACUGAGCUCAUCUCCAUCUGCAUCAACCUGGCUGCAAACAAGAAGAAUGCACAACUCAUGUGUGAAGGAGAUGGAUUGAAGAUGCUCAUGAAAAGAGCUCUGAAGAUGAAAGACUGCCUCCUCAUGAAGAUGAUCAGAAACAUCUCACAACAUGAUGGCCAAACCAAAUCACUGUUCAUAGACUAUGUUGGUGACCUGGCAGCAGAGAUUAAAGCAGAGGAAGAAGAGGAGUGGGUUCUGGAGUGUCUGGGGACUCUAGCCAACCUCACCAUCCCUGACCUGGACUGGGAGUUGGUGCUGAAGGAGUAUAAUCUAGUACCUUACCUUAAAGACAGACUUAAACCAGGUUCAGCAGAGGAUGAUCUCAUCCUGGAGGUGGUCAUAAUGAUCGGAACGGUAUCCAUGGAUGAUGCCUGUGCUGUCAUGUUGGCUAAAUCUGGCAUUAUUCCUGCACUUAUUGAGCUACUGAACGCCCAGCAGGAGGACGAUGAGUUUGUAUGCCAGAUUGUCUACGUCUUCUAUCAGAUGGUGUUUCACCAAGCUACACGUGAUGUCAUCAUCAAAGACACCCAGGCUCCAGCUUACCUCAUUGAUCUGAUGCAUGACAAGAAUGCAGAAAUUAGAAAAGUGUGUGACAACACCCUUGAUAUUAUUGCUGAAUAUGACGAAGAGUGGGGCAGGAAAAUUCAGUCAGAGAAGUUCCGUUUCCACAACAACCAGUGGCUGGAGAUGGUUGAGAGUCGGCAAGCAGAUGAGUCUGAGCCUUAUCUUUAUGAUAACGACAAUGACCGGACUGAUCUCUUCUACAGUGCAGAUGGAAUAACUCCAGGAGAUGGCUCAGUCAGCCCAGACUUCUUCAGUGACCUGCAACCACAGAAUGGAGACUCGCACCAUGCAGGAGACGCUUGCGAUGUUUUCGACCAGACCAGCUCAUCACCUGCACGACCAGCCACGGCCUAUGGCUUCAGACCCGAUGAGCAGCCCUUUUAUCAGUACUCAUAGACACUUCUGCUUUGUUCGCAUCGUCUUUGAGCCGUUCCUCUCCACCAUCAAGUGCAUAUUCACACAUUAUCUACAACUCCACUCUCAUUGUUUAAUUUAUUAAAGUGACAGCCCCUUGCAGUGUAGCAUUUCAUAUGCCUCAUCUUGACAUGUUAAGAAUAGUUGUAGUUAUUCAGACAGUGCUUUCAAAUGCUGAAAUUAAUUAUACAGACCACACUAACACUGCAGAUUGCAUACAAUUUUCACUUAGUUAUUUCAUCUAUUUACAAUCAUCUCAAGCAGAACUAGUUACGUCUUUCUUUAAAAUUUGCUGCUGUAUGUUGGUAGGUUUUGCUUUUCUUUUCUUUUUUUUUUCUUAUGUGAUAUUUAAUAUUUAUACAAAAAUAUUCCACACCGUUAUUGAACUGUUGGAGAUCCUUCACUUUGGCUCCUCCAAAACCAUGUCAACAUGUGACAUUUAUUUAAUGAGUUUACAGCAUGUUUCUUUUAUCUAUUUCUCUGUAAAAUGGGAACAUUGUUGUUACAGCCUAGGGUGCUUUCACACUGGCCAGCUAGUCUGGAUCUCCACAAAAAGACUUCCUCCUUGUGUAUUAGUCGGGGAUAGGUUUCAGUUCAUGGUAAAUGUUGCAUAAGUAAAUUUGUGACUGUUAAAAGGUCCAAGUUGAUGUAGGAGCUGAAUGCUGACCAACAGAUAAAAGCCUGGUGCCUACAUUACCUGCAGGGCAGUGUAGUUGCUGACAGUUUGUUCAAAUCUUUCUGUGAUCCGCUGGUAUAGCCUGAAGUCUGCAGCAGAGAGGAGAGCAGGCUGCAGUCUGCUGAGCCACAUUGACAUUUUUUUUAACUGUAAAAUUCUUCAGCUCCUUAAGUGAAAUUCUAUGUUAGCAUUACUAGAAAUUAGGAAACUGCAAAGGCUUUAAACACCUGUCCCCCCCCCCCGCCCCCCUUGUUUUUGUUUUUGUUUUGUUUUUUAUAUUGAUGUGCAAUAGUGAGGUGCUGUCUGUUUCCAUCUCUGUUACUACAAGCUGCAAAAUAAAAUUUCAUCACGUUUUUCAUGA
This is a messenger RNA of Oreochromis aureus, 3497 nucleotides long. RefSeq names its product kinesin-associated protein 3-like. The transcript has 20 exons. The coding region runs from base 109 to 2442 and encodes 777 amino acids. Gene Ontology annotation, cellular component: axoneme; ciliary transition zone; kinesin II complex. NCBI's taxonomy places the organism in Eukaryota, Metazoa, Chordata, Actinopteri, Cichliformes, Cichlidae. Gene Ontology annotation, biological process: microtubule-based movement; cilium organization. Gene Ontology annotation, molecular function: kinesin binding. The record is from RefSeq and is a predicted model, not a curated record.